Messenger RNA from Lasiosphaeria miniovina, 2910 nucleotides. RefSeq lists its product as uncharacterized. The record is from RefSeq and is a predicted model, not a curated record. The coding region runs from base 1 to 2910 and encodes 969 amino acids. The transcript is spliced from 2 exons. Lineage: Eukaryota; Fungi; Ascomycota; Sordariomycetes; Sordariales; Lasiosphaeriaceae.
AUGGCGCAAAGAGGCGCUGGUGAGGUUGCCUCAAAUGGCGGAGCGGACAACGCGCCGCCAUUGACGGCACUUGCUCCUGACGAGCUCCAUCAGAUUCGUCAGUACGAAAAGGUUUUGAAAUUUCGCGACGAGGUCAUCACGGGUUCACACCCGCGCAUCAAGCCAUCCCAUCUCCCUACCAAACCUCCCCAGGGCGUUGGCACGCCACCCGUAUCUAAUGCUGCCAACUCUGCGACCCCAGCAGCUUCCCAGCCAGUAGCUAAGCCAGCCACGCUGAAUGGUGGCCGACGCGCGCUUGACGACUUGCAAUCGUUCCAGGGGAAUCUGCAACGGCCGUCAGUGAACAUGGCUCCUAGAGUGCCUGGGCUGGACACCCUCUCGAGCUCUUCAGACGGGCCGUCGCGACCCUUUGGGUCUGGGAAGCCAGAGAUUAACCCUGUCUUGCUGGAGAAGUCUGAUGAUCUCAUUAAGGCUGAGAUACAACUUCAAAGAAAGAGAGUCGAGCAAGGUCUCAAGGAGCAGCUCGAACAGCGCCGCGCUGCUUUGAGGGCGUCUCUCCAGGCAUCGGAGCAGCUGGCCGAGCUCAAUAUCACAGAGGUCAUGGCGAGAGCCUUGGCUGAUGCGCUCACUGCCCAGUCUACUGACGAUACACCCGUCAAAGCCUCUGCUAACGCCUCAGCUUCGAGCGACUCAUUUGAUGAUAACACCUUCUAUUCGAGCCAGGUCGACACUCCCCAGUCCCACCAGCUGUCGCGCGUCCCUUUACCUGACGAAUCCGAUGACGAGCAGAUGCGAGAUGCAUCGCCGUACGAGCCUGAGCUAGACCCGCAGCCUAUUCAUCAAAAAGUCGUCCAAGUCUUGCCGGAUUCGAGGCCGCUACAAACAAUGCUCCAAGAACAGAAUAAGCUGCUGCCGAAUACAACAAGCCCCGCAAAUGCUCCUCGACAACCAGAUGAAGUGUCUGCUAGACCAGGCUUAUCUGGCGAUACUGGGAGUGCUGUCCAAGCUUUCCGGCCGAACGCCCCGCCUGAGACGACGGAUUCUAGAGGGAGCGGCGUAGAAAGUCGGUCUGGAGAGUCGAGCAAUAUGGGUAUGGUGGGGACUGCAGAUCGACGCGAUCUGGCCAGGGUCAGCGAGCAACUGCUCAGCCAGGCGGGCGGCUUCGGAAGACCUCCUGUCGUUCGUGCCCAUGAUCUCUCUCCUGUUGCACCCCAACCAGCCCACGUCUCUCCUUUAGCUAUUGCUAGGCAAAACCGUAUAGACUUGUCAGACGCCGGCACACGUCGAGCAACCCCUGCGCAAGUUGCUGCACUGAGGAAGCAGACCUCUGCUGCCUCCAGCCCAGAAAGUUCCCCACAGGGUAGCAGAGGGGCCGAGAAAAAAAAGAACAAGAAAAAUAAGAGAAAGGCUGGCCGGCUUGCUGCCGACGUCGCGGCUACAGCUGGGACCUCGAGUGGGUCGCCAUACAUCAAACCUGAGCCACGCUCUCGCUCUCCCGUGACAGCCCCUUAUGCCCGCCCGAACAAGCGCCAAAGACAGUUGCAACAGCAGAAUUCCGACUUCAACUUUGACCACAGAUAUGACCAGCAGGUUGUGGUGGAUGAUGGCUUCCAAGAGCCUUACCCAGCAGCCGUCCAUAGGGAAAGACGGGCUGUCGGAUAUGGCAGAGAAGACGAUAGUCGCCCUCGUCACGACCCCCAGCCCAUUAUCGUUGACUCUCCAAGAUACGAGAGGGUGUACUAUGAUGAGGCCAGAACGGCGCCCCCUGCCCGCCAGGUCCGGCCAGACUCUCCAGACACUCCUUCCGCUCCAUAUUUCACCCGGGAGGUGCGUGCAGUGCGGCCUGUGCCUCACGUCGUUGAGGCCCCGUAUGGGGACUCUUCUGCCUACUACCACGAUGCCCGUGCUCCACCGGGCAUGGCUGUACGUCCGCCUGCAUACCGCGAGCGGUCGCCGUCAUUGACCAUGUACGAGCGACCACCCCCAGCUAUGGCCCCUCCGCAACCGGCGCCGGCUCGCAUUAUUGUUGAUUCUUUUGGCCGCGAGUAUCUCGAACCUCCACGCUCGGCAACAGGAAUCAGGGAUGACUCGGAGAGACUUUACGAGCGAGCGCCAAUCGCUCGAGCUGCCUCGCGAAGGCCUGAAUUGUUUGAGGAUGAUGCUGUGGUGUACCGGCCAGCCUCACCGUCUUAUGGGGCCCCGAGGCGCGUCGUCACUCAACCGGAAUUUUCCACGACCGAUUCUCGUAUAUACAGGGAACGGGGUCAUCCGAGUCACCCGCCAAUGGCACCGCCUGCCGGUGAGUACGUGCAAUCUCGGGGUCGCCUGGAAGGCCGUGAAAUUCCGCGCGAAUACAUUGCCAGAUCAGCGAGCACUCGUCCACCGGUGGAGUCAAUCCGCUAUGAUAAUGCUGCGGGAUAUGAGAUUAGGGCGACCGAAGAGCGAUCCCGCGACUCGUUUGCCCCUCGCGCUGCCAGCGUUCGACCGGCCGAGGGGGUUCGCUACGAAAUGCCCGUUGCUUACGAAAGACGGUUAGGGGACGAGAUGUUCCGGGAGUAUGCGACUGUACGAUCAGCUAGCGUGAGGCCCGGGGGGGUUGAGCCAAUACGCUACGAGGUUGCCAGAGAGUACGGAACCCGGCUCAGCAGCGCCCGACCGGAUAUGCCGGGGCGUGAGUAUGCCAGCGUCCAAUAUCAAGCUGGCCAGCGGGACAUUAUGCAGCCACCACCCACAGCUGCUGUAGGCCGUGCCUACAGUGUCCUUCCCAGCGAAGCACCGCCUCAGGUGAUCCGUCGGGACUACAGCGUGCAGCCUAGCGAGCGGUUCUACGGACGCCCUCAAAUGCAAAACGACGAAGAGGUCAUAUUCUUAGAUCGUCCCCCGCACGAUGCGUACCGCGAGCUACGUUGA